Molecule: messenger RNA, 3263 nt
Organism: Physella acuta
Lineage: Eukaryota; Metazoa; Mollusca; Gastropoda; Physidae
Product: gamma-glutamylcyclotransferase
Molecular function (GO): gamma-glutamylcyclotransferase activity
Source: RefSeq, a predicted model, not a curated record
CUGAUAAAUUCAAAUAAAAUUUGGCUUCCUUUCAUUCAUUAACCUGGUCACACAGGUGAACGACCCUGACAAUCACAGAAUCAGCUGUGAUGUCAGAAAUACUUUCCAAACUCUAAUUUUAAGUACCCAAGCUCUCUGAAAGGUUCCGGACCCCAAAGAACUGUCCAUCCAUCAUACCCUCUCCUUCUACCAUUCAACAUUUAGUCAGGUCAACAUAUUAAGCAAAUUAUAAUUUUUAACCCCAACAAAGGAGUUUAACUGAAUGCCUCUCCACUUAAAAAAAAAUCUGAUAAAUGAGUCCCAGCUUCUUCUAUAGAAAGGUGUAAUUAAAAACUAAUAAAAUAAAAUGAAUGGAGCACUGAAAUUGAACACUUUCAAGUAUUUUUCUUAUGGCAGCAAUUUGCUAAGAGAGAGAAUCCUAAUCAAUAACCCAACAGCUGAAGUGUAUGGCACUGGCAGGCUGCAUGGCUACCACUUAAUGUUUGACACACCAUUUGGUUGUGGAAAGAGUAGAUGGUAUGGAGCGGCAGCCACUGUCCGUCCUAAACACGAUAGUUAUGUUUAUGGUGUUAUUUGGGACCUUGACCAAGAAGACAUGGAGAAACUUGACAGCCAAGAAGCCUAUUAUAACCCCAUUGAAGUGCUAGUAGAAGGAGAUGAUGGAGAACUGGUCUCAUGUAGGACAUAUGAGAUGCAACAGAAUACUACUGGAUAUGGCCUACCAAGCCCACAUUACAAGAAGGUAUUAAUUGAAGGAGCCAAGCAAAAUGGAUUGCCAGAUGAAUACAUUACUUAUUUGGAAAGUUUCCCCGACAACGGUGUCACUGAUACCCCACCCAAUUACCGUAAAGUGAUGGAUAUGCUUGAAUCCAUACGUGCUGAAGACUGCAACAGUGAAUUGGACAAGUUUAAGAAAAAUAGCUCAUGAUCAUAUGCUAAAAGAAACGAAUACAUUUAUUCAAGAGUAAAAACAAAAUCCAUCUCCUUUUCUAACCAUAUUGAUUACCUCUUUAAUAAUAUAUUCUGCAUAUUAUAGAAUUCAGCAUCUGUUUUAAAUACAUCAUAUUCCAAAAUUUCCUUUCAAGUAAAACAGUGUAAAUGUGUUAAAAUGAAUUUUGUGUAAAUUAUUUAGAGUUAGAUUUACAGUACAUUAUCACAUACAUUGAAAGAAUUUUUUAAACUAUUGAAUUUAGUUCUCAUUCAUAUCUGUGCAAUUUUGUUAUUUAGUGUAAGGUCAAAAAAAUCUUUCAUAAAUCUAACAUAAAUUCUACAUUAAAGGAAAAAAGUGAUAUGGAUUAAUGUAGGCAAAUAUUAUAAUUUGUUUUAAAUUUUGAUAAAUAAAUCCAUGUAUAAAGCUACCUUAUCAUUUUUGUUAAGAUGUGUUAAAUAGUGCAUUGUUUGCUCUUUACUUCUAUAUAGUAUUCCUGAUGUACUAAGUCACUAGAAUUAUAAAAAUACCGGUGCAGAUGUAAUAUGUUAUACAAUUUUUGCAGCUUAUUUAAAAACACUUUAUGACUGACUUUGAACACAAACCCUUGUUAAAUUAUGGUAUUUUAGUGACAAUUAUUUGUAACACCUAUACUACAGUAUUUUUUUAAAUAUCAUUGCAUAUUUUACCUGUAUAUCUUUUAUUUAUGCAUUGGUAAUUAGUGGUUGUCUUAAAACUGAGAUAAUUUUAGUAGGCCUACCUGUAAGUUUUAUAUUUAAAGCAAAUUUUAGGUUUAUAAUACCCUGUUUAUUUAGUCUGUGAUCUGUAAACAUGCACCAUUUUCCCACAUGCACAUUCUCUAUUUUCUCACUUUUAUUUUCUUAUACUAUUCAGCUUUCAAUUUUUAAGGGAUACAUGCAACAUCUCCACAUUUGAUUGAAUUCCUGAAGACAUCGGGCUAUUUCCCCCCUCCCCCCCCCCUUUAAAACAACUAAUCUCAAUUUCUAUAAAACCUUGGAAUAAUUACUCAGAAAUUGUUUAAAGUAUUUAUAAUUUUGUUUGCAAGUACUUUAAAAUGGUUUUUAUCUGUGCCUUCAUAAAGUUUAAUAGAACAGUAAUGUUUUAUAAUCUUUUGCUAAUGGAAAGUGAAUCCCUUCAACCUUUCAGCUAAGUUGGUUUUUUUAGUGUUAAGCAUCUCAUUAGUUAUUUUUAUUAGUUAUUAUUGCACAAUUCUUAGGAAUUUAAACAACUGUCAAACUAAUUUAUUGCAGUAUAUUUAUAUUUGUUUAAAACACAUUAUCCUAAGCAAUUAAAUUAUUGCAAUCAUUAAGAACAUAUCUAGCAAGAAUACUCCUUGUGUUUCACAUACCACUGAUGUAGUUGUCACAUUUAGAUUAAAAGCAUUUAAUUAUUAUUAGAAGUAUUUCCACAGUUAAUUUUUAUUUAAAGCUCUACAUUUAUCUCUAAUCUGCUAACUGCUGAUAACAUUUUAUUCUUUAAUAUUGGUUGUAAUACUUAAAAUUGAAAUUUUUUUUUUUGAAAAAAAUGUAUAUUUUAAUUAUAAAAUUGACUUUGACACCUUGAAAAGUUUCAAAAUUUAUUUAUCGAAAACUUAUUUUAUAACAUUUUAUUUAAACUUUUUGAAGAAUUGAGGCCAACAGAACAUUUUAAAAGUACAAUAAAAAUUCAAAGAUUUUAAACUUUGCUUGAGAUAUAAAUAUUUAUAUAUUUCAUUUUUUUCUUAUGGCUUUUUACAUUUAAUUAUAUAUUGUAGAGCUCACAUUGAGUUCAGAGAAUUUAUAAUUUUAUUUACACCAACUUAAAGUAACAUAGUAAUGACAACAUGUUGUCAUGUUACUUUCAGUUUUCUUGAUGUGUAAAAGUGUUCAUGAUAUUACUAUUUUAUAAUUUAAAGAGUUGCAUUUAGAUCAUACUGUAUUUUCUGAAGUAGAACUGGCAAAACAUGCAAAAAGCUAUACUUUUAGAUUUUCAAUUAGAUAUAUCAAAUAUACUGUUAGAAUCUGAAACAUUAAACAUUAAAGUGUGACUUGUAUAGUUAAUAAACUUCACCAUGUCCUUGGACAAUUUAUUAGCACAUAUCAAGCUUCUAAGUUUUUACUUGAUAACAUGUUCUGUGAUAUUAAAUUUUCUAUUUUGAAAGUUUGAAUAUUUUUAUAGUAAAUAAAACAGACUGUAAAUGAAUUAAACAAGUUGAAAAGAACAUCCUUUCAGCACUACAAAUUUAUAUGAAAAACCUUACAGCAUGACUAAAAUGUAGAAUUACAGAAAAAAAUCCAUGUAGUCUGCAGAGUAAAGUGAGAUAUACUAGUGUUAG